Populus nigra (black poplar) is the source of this 3961-nucleotide messenger RNA. RefSeq names its product DNA repair protein RAD5A. The record is from RefSeq and is a predicted model, not a curated record. Gene Ontology annotation, molecular function: nucleic acid binding; hydrolase activity, acting on acid anhydrides, in phosphorus-containing anhydrides; zinc ion binding. The transcript has 20 exons. NCBI's taxonomy places the organism in Eukaryota, Viridiplantae, Streptophyta, Magnoliopsida, Malpighiales, Salicaceae. The coding region runs from base 220 to 3333 and encodes 1037 amino acids.
UGUAAAGCGUCUUUCGUCCGCCUUCUCCCCAAUAAUAUACACACACCGCCCCCGCCUUUUCUACCCAGACAAUCACUCCAUUAUUCUCAAACUUCUCCUAACUUGCACCGCAAGCGCAUUUUAGCGCCAGGACACUCAUCUCUCUCCUGGUUUCGCACAAUUCCUCCAUAAACGCUCAAUUCCAAGAAUCAGGGUCAGUAUAAUUAGAAGAAACAGAAGAUGGGAACCAAGGUAACCGAAGAGCUAGUCUCCACCGUCCGAUCAAUCGUAGGCUGUGAUUUCUCCGAUAUGGACUUAAUCAGAGCUCUCCACUUGGCAAAAAACGACCCCACCGCUGCAAUCAACAUCAUCCUUGAUACCCCGAAUUUUAUUUCCAAACAAAAAAACCUAACCCCCGAAACCCCAAAUCCAAAAUCUAAAACCGUACCCUACAAGCCACCAAAUUUUGUCGUUAAAGAUAACGGAAACCGUAACUCGAGCCAGAAUUUAGAAGUCAAUUGCGUUGAAAACGACGCGAGUGACAGCACUGUUGGUGAUAAUGGGAGUGUUUCGGGUUUGGUCGGGAGUGAAUGGUGGUUUGUUGGUUGCGGUGAAGUGGCGGGGUUGUCGACGUGUAAAGGGAGGAGAGUGAAGGCUGGUGAUGAAGUGGAUUUCACAUUUCCUUUGAAGAGUAAAAGUUCGAUUUCGCCUUCGCCUUCGCCGGGUAAGGGUUCUGGGAGGAGAAGGCAGACUGCGACAGCGUGCUCAGAGAUUGUUAGGUUUUCUACGAAAGAUAGUGGAGAGCUUGGUCGAAUACCUAAUGAUUGGGCACGGUGUCUUUUGCCGCUUGUUAGAGAUGGAAAGGUCAGGAUUAUGGGAUGUUGUAAAUCUGCUCCUAACGUGCUAGGCAUAAUGGAUACAAUUCAAUUAUCAAUAAGUGUAUACUUGAAUAGUGUAAUGUUCCACAAGCACCACCAGACCUCACUUAAAGCAGCUGCCAAUUCCACUGAAGAAACAAUCGGUCAUCCUCUUUCAAUCCUUUUCUGCUUGCUUGGCCUGACCCCUUUUAAGAAGGCAGAAUUUACGCCUGCUGAUUUGAACACAAGGAAGCGACCUCUGAACUCAAAGGAUGGUUCUGGUCUUCCCGUGUCAUUGUUAAACGCCAACAAGUCUAAGAAUCAAUCUGGAAAUGGAAAUGAAAUUGAGAAUGAGGAGUCCAUUUCAGAUGCAGAUCUUGAGAAUAUUGUUGGUGGUGGAGACAGCUCUGAGUUAGAGGAAAUGGAUCCUCCAAGUACACUCCAAUGUGAGCUUCGUCCCUACCAAAAGCAGGCCCUACAUUGGAUGAUUCAGCUGGAGAAGGGAAAAUGCAUGAAUGAGGCAGCAACAACUCUUCAUCCAUGUUGGGAGGCUUAUCAUUUAGCAGACAAGAGGGAGCUUGUUGUCUAUCUGAAUGUUUUUUCAGGUGAUGCUACAAUAGAGUUUCCAAGCACACUUCAAAUGGCCAGAGGAGGAAUUCUGGCAGAUGCUAUGGGACUUGGGAAGACCAUCAUGACCAUAUCCCUCCUACUCACUCAUUCAUACAAGGACGGGUUAUCAAAUAGUCAAUCUGGGAAUCAGCUUUGCACUGGAGGUGGUUCAAGUGAUAACUUAGACCUACAUCCAAAUCAAUUGAACAAGGCAACAAAAUUUUCAGGCUUUGAUAAGUUGAAGCAAAAGAAGAUGCUUGUAAACGGUGGCAAUCUAAUAAUAUGUCCAGUGACUCUUCUGGGCCAGUGGAAGGCGGAGUUAGAAAUUCAUGCCCAACCUGGUUCUUUGUCUGUUUAUGUUCAUUACGGACAAAGCAGAGUGAAGGAUGCAAAUUUUCUUGCCCAGAGUAAUGUUGUAAUAACUACAUAUGGAGUGUUAGCCUCAGAUUUUUCAGCAGAGGAUGCUGUAGGGAAUGGGGGACUCUAUUCAGUCCAUUGGUUUAGAGUGGUUCUUGAUGAGGCCCAUACCAUAAAAUCCUCAAAAAGUCAAAUUUCGAUGGCUGCUGCUGCUCUGGUUGCUGAUCGUCGUUGGUGUCUUACUGGGACUCCCAUUCAGAACAAUGUGGAGGACAUUUACAGCCUUCUUCGGUUUUUGAAGGUGGAACCUUGGGGAAAUUGGGCAUGGUGGAAUAAACUUGUCCAAAAACCAUUUGAGGAGGGUGAUGAGAGAGGGCUAAAGUUGGUCAAGUCCAUCUUAAAACCUAUUAUGUUAAGGAGAACAAAGACCAGUCGAGAUCGAGAGGGCAGGCCAAUUCUAGUUCUCCCUCCAGCUGAUGUUCAGGUGAUUUACUGCCAACUAACAGAAGCUGAAAAAGAUUUCUAUGAGGCUUUGUUUAAAAAAUCCAAGGUUAAGUUUGAUCAAUUUGUUGAGCAAGGGCGGGUUCUUCAUAAUUAUGCUUCUAUUUUGGAAUUACUUUUACGUCUUCGUCAAUGCUGUGAUCAUCCGUUUCUUGUGAUGAGUCGAGGUGAUACGCAAGAAUAUUCUGAUCUGAACAAGCUAGCUAAACGUUUCCUUAAAGGUGACCAGAUUGUCCUUGAAGGAGAAGCAAUAAAUGUGCCUUCAAGGGCAUACAUUAAAGAGGUUGUGGAGGAGCUAAGUAAGGGAGAGCAGGGAGAGUGUCCAAUCUGUCUCGAGGCAUGUGAAGAUGCAGUAUUGACUCCUUGUGCUCAUCGAUUGUGUCGAGAGUGUCUCCUGGCAAGUUGGCGAAAUGCUAGUUCCGGUUUAUGUCCUGUUUGUAGGAAAGCCAUCACAAGGCAAGAGCUUAUUACGGCUCCGACUGACAGUAGAUUCCAGAUAGAUAUUGAGAAAAAUUGGGUUGAAUCUUCCAAAAUUGUGGCUCUCUUGCAAGAACUAGAAAUUCUUCGUUUGUCAGGAUCUAAAAGCAUUCUCUUCAGUCAGUGGACUGCAUUUCUGGAUCUUUUACAAAUCCCUCUUUCCAGGAGUAACAUUUCAUUUGUUCGUCUUGAUGGGACUCUAAACCAGCAGCAGCGUGAAAGAGUUCUAAAGCAGUUUUCAGAAGAUGACAGCAUCCUGGUAUUGCUGAUGUCACUGAAGGCUGGAGGGGUAGGGAUAAAUUUAACAGCAGCGUCCAAUGCCUUUGUUAUGGAUCCAUGGUGGAAUCCAGCUGUAGAGGAGCAAGCUGUCAUGCGUAUUCAUCGCAUUGGACAAACUAAAAGAGUGAUGAUCAGGCGGUUCAUUGUGAAGGGAACAGUUGAGGAAAGAAUGGAAGCAGUGCAAGCGCGCAAGCAGCUAAUGAUUUCAGGUGCCUUAACUGAUCAAGAAGUUCGAACUGCGCGUAUUGAAGAGCUGAAGAUGCUGUUUACAUAGAUUAGUGAUGUAUAUGGAGCUCUUCUGCGCUUAUCUUGGCACCAUUACUCUCAGGUGAUCAUGAGCUUCCAAUACCAAGAUGAUUAGAGCCCAACAAAGUUAUAUGCCUUUCAUAUAGCAACCAGGACUUUGAAGGGGGCCGGGUAUACCUUUGCUUAAGGCAACAAGAUUUGAUCUCUGAGGCAAAAUUCCGUAUGGGUUGCAAUCUUGUCUUACUUGAAGCUUGCUCAUCUAGUAAAAGGGUGGUCCUUUCGAGGCUGAAAUGAAAUAGAGCUGCUGGACAUGGAAGGGAGACAGGGCCAAUAUUUCUGAUCAUUUUUUUUUAAAUUAUUUAUCAAAGUCCAAAACUGAACUUGUGGAUUUGGAAUCCAUUUACAUUCAAGGGCAGAUUCUCAAACACAGCCCGUUGUAUAUAGGAGGACGAUUUUGGACAGGUGGGAUGUAGAGGGAAAAGAUCACCCCCCCAAAUGUAACUUCUUGUUAGUUGAUAGGUUUAACUCUGCACUAUCCUGCAUCAGCGACUGUAUUAUCAUGUCUCCUAGAAAAUGCAAAAAAUUGUAUUCUAAUGUUAGAAUUAUGGUAAAGCCUUUGGCAAUUUGGUUUGGGUGGUAAGCAAGUUUGUUUUUCA